This is a messenger RNA of Triplophysa rosa, 4176 nucleotides long. RefSeq lists its product as uncharacterized. Lineage: Eukaryota; Metazoa; Chordata; Actinopteri; Cypriniformes; Nemacheilidae. The coding region runs from base 276 to 1004 and encodes 242 amino acids. The transcript has 3 exons. The record is from RefSeq and is a predicted model, not a curated record.
AAACGUCUGCAGUAAAGCCCGACACAUUGUGUAAUUUUUAGAUACUGUUUUCUGAUUUUAGAUUGUGUUUAGAUGUAUAAAACCCCCUUAUUUAUCACCAGAAUAAUCUUUAAAGUCAGUUUAUCGGUACAUUAUAUGUUUGAGAGGGUGGGCUUGUUUUAGUUUUUUUUGUCCGUUAUUCUGUCGAUCAGCGUUUAUGGGGCGCGGUGGACGGAAAGCCUGACUAACUUUACUGAACUGACGUCUUUUUUAACUCAUACACCACCACCAACAACAUGAAGACAAUCUCUUUCCUCUUUAUCAUCUUUUCAUUUAUCAACGGUGCUGUGACAGAGUCAGUGAAAGUGAAUUUGGGAUUUUCUGUCACUCUUCACACUAAUACUGUAAUACAGAGUAAUGAUGUGAUCGAGUGGAGGUUUAGAAAGGAACCCCUGGCUAAAGUGGACAGAGGUUCAAUCUCAGUGUUUAACGGCUCUGAUGGGACAUUUAGUGACGGACUGAAGAUAAACAAUCAGACUGGAGAUCUCACCGUCACAGACAUCUCAAUUUAUACCAUUGGAGAGUAUCAUCUACAGAUCACUGGAGAGAAAAGUACAACAAAGUCAUUCAGUGUCAGUGGUCUCUUUGGAUUUACAGCUGAUGUGACGUCAUUGUCAGUGAUGGAGGGAGAUUCUGUGAGUCUGGACGCUGGUGCGCCUGAUAAUAGAAACUAUGAUGUGAUUCGCUGGAGGUUUGGAAACUCUCCUCUAGCUGAACUCGACAGAAAGACUAAAAUCAUCUCAACACAUGAUGAUGUUCAUGAUGAGAGAUUUACAGGCAGACUGGAGCUGGAUAAUGAGUCUGGAGAUCUCACCAUCGCAAACAUCACGACUGAUCUUUCUGGACUUUAUGAAGUCAUUGUCGACAGCAAUAGCGGAACACACACCAUACACCAGUCAUACACAGUUACUGUCAGUGGUGAGUACAUCAAGUCCUUCAGUAUGAUAAACAUCAGAUAUACAUGAUCGCUCUGUGAAUAACUCCUGUGAAUAACCGCAGUUAUACUGAUAUAAGGGUCAUUGCCUCACUACGAGCACUUAUCAUGUGGCGCAACCAAUAAUAUCAAUAAUUGUAUUUACUUCAAAUAAAAUAUAUCUCAUUUCUGUUGUUGAAAUAUAAAUCUCUGAUAAAGAACGCAUAAGUGAAAAAAUAACGUUUUUAGGAAAAACAAGUUUGUUACAUUUGCUAGGUUAAGAAGACAAAAUUAUACGACACAAAUAUAAGAUCUUUACUACCAAAACUCAAAAAAAUGCAAAUACUUUGUUUCUAAACACUUUAAAUACUGAUUCUUUUUUUAAGUGUUUUGAGACACUUUCUGUUUUACAGUAUGUUCACACUUAAUCUCGAUUAUAUAAAAGAUUAUGUGGUUUUUCACAGUUACAGGUUAGUUAUUUACAGUGUUACAACCCCUAGUUGUUUGUUUGUUUCCUUUCUUUGUGUGUGUGUUACAGAAAUAGAUGCUGUUCAUUGGCUCGUUGGUAAACACGAUAGUUGUUCUGAGGAGGCUUAAAAAGCUCAAUUCAUAGGCAAAUCAUAGCCAGCUUGCUCACUUUUUGUCCCGGGCCUGUCUUUUGUCAUCCACAUGGUGUCUGCUGUGUGUUCUUGUGUUUUUAAUAUGCCAGACUGUAUGUGACUUCUAAAAAGAUAUACACAUAGUCUUUUUGGGACAGUAGGGCUCCGAUGCCACCCUUUCUUUUAUUGUUUCCCCUUCGUAUUUGUUAAUGCAGGUAGGGAAGUGUUUUUGUAUAACCACCAUAAUUGAUUUUUUUCUCUUCUUUUACAAGUUGUGUAAGGUUGGAUAACUUGUGGGUUUUGUUUGUUAUUUUGGCGUUCCUGGAGUCAGAAAGUGGUGCCUAUUCGAUUUAUUUUCAAUGAAUCUUUUUCAUGAUGAACUUUGGGUCUGAGAUUGAAUUACACUGAUGUGUCUAUAUCAUUACAGCUCGAGAUCGAUCUUCAGGAGUGUCUUAAGGAGGAUCAUGUGUUGGUGUUCUGCUGGUUUUUGUGUCGUCACAGAUCAUCUAAAUCAAGAUCACAAGGAGGUAAGAAUCGACUGAAACAGCAUGUGAUGGUUUUGUUUGGGUUUUUAUUCAGAUAUUAAAAACACAAAUAUGUGUGCAUGCCCAUAAACCCUUAAAGCACCUUUAGUUUAGUUUAACUUUGGUCUUUAUCUUUGAUCUUAACACAUUAUUUCACAUGUUUUUGGGGGAUUGGAUGUGUUUCUUUUUUUCUUUAGCCAAGCUUAGAUGUAUUUUUUUUAUUUUUUAUAUACAGUGUAUAUAUAUGUUUUUGUUCAAAGAGGUUUCUUGCCACUCUCACUCACAGCUCAGACAUAUAAAGAAUUUGGGAGAUUGUCGUCACAUGUGAAACAGAAGUCGCUGCAAAUGCAAAUCUUGUAAUGUGGCUGUAGGCGUCUUGUAACCGGCAAGAGCGGGUUUGUUACAACAUCACAAUGUCAAAAAGACGCUCCAAAACAACACAAUUAUAGUUUGGCGCUGGAUCAUCAUUUGAUUUUCUCUCUCAUUUGUGUUUCUUUCAGAUAAUAACGGAGGAAAAGAUUCAGUCGACAAGUGCCACCAGUGAUGUUUCUCCAACUCCCGUUUCACUCCGUUUACUACAGUAUUUUUACAGCGCUGAUGUAAACCGCCUGAUGAAAACGUUCAGGAAUGAGUCACAUGCACCAUAAAUGCGAAUGUUUUUAUUUUGUCCAGUACAACAAUUUUGUUCACAUUCGCUGGACGAAGACACAUGCCGUUCGAUUUGAUCUGAGCUUUACAUCACGUGCUAGGAGUGCAUGUGGUGAUACGUAACAUCAAUCUUUUCUGAAGUAAUGCUAGAUAAAUAUCUGUUGAAAAUAUACUUAUGUAGUGCUAUAAACACAACAGUCGUAACCAGUCAGACCCUUUUCUAGUUAAACUAUGACGUGUAUAAAGUAAAUAUAGAUUAAACCUUACUAAUUUAACCAGUCAGGAGCAGUGAAAAACAGAUGUUUAUUAUGCUGCUGGCCCUUUAAAACGGCAGUCCGUAGGAUUGGCCUCUUUGUCGCCAUCUCAGUUUGUAAUUGCUACUACAGGUGAUGUGAGGAGAUAUAUCUUUACGUGAGUUGUGAUUCGGCACUGCUCAACUGCGCGGAUGAGUCUGAUGUUUUGAGUCGUGACUGUACACCGGUGAGAAUCUUCACUGUACAUCAGUAGUGCAUAAUAAACACCAGGGGCAUCGCACCCGUUUUUAACACCCACACUUUUCCCGGUGAGAGGGUUCAACACCCGCACUUUUUCCGCAGUUUUGCACAAACGCCUUACAGCAGUCGCUCCUCCGUUUCUCUGGCCGCUCUGUGACUGCGCUCGCUGCGGCUGCCUCCUCUCCCCUCCCUCUCAAACAUGACACCGGCUUUGAGUGUGACCGGCUGAUGAUUGGCUGUUCUGCCUUAAGUCCCGCCUCUCUUGGUGUGUUAGAUUUAUCGGUCAGCUCGUGCUGAGGAGGCGGGAACUUAUGGUUAUGGUUAUUUACAUCUCCCUGCAUACCUGUUGAAGAACUAUGACAGAAAAGUGUUUAUUAUUUUAAUGUUUAAAAACAGUACAUUGUUACAUUAUUUAUACCACCAAAGAAAACGCUUUGUGUGGGCGUUUUUUUUUAUAUAUCUCCCCUUUUCACGGCGCAAGUAAGCAAGAUUUAGCAGUCACAAUCCUGUCAGACCCAUGUCACUAUCAAGCUUACCACCGAGUGUGUUUUUAUACUUAAAUGUCUGACCUCUGUGCUUGCCAACAAGGGUUUCUCCACAAAGUACAAAGUUAUGUUUUGCUCGGGGAUCAAAUACUUAUUUCACUGACUGAAAUGCAAAUCAAUUUAUAACUGUUUAAAGAUUUAAUUUCCGCAUAAAUAAAUACAAGCCCACAAAAUCAAGAAUUGUUGAAGUGUUAAGCUCACUUUACAUUACUGGCUAUAGGGUAGGACGAAGGGAUGCCUUCUGGCUAUUCAUGGGAGGAGGGGAUUCUUUCUAAGCUAAACAUUCUUUGUCCGAACUGCUAUACCUUAUUUGGUCAUUCUGUGAGUCCCUGGACAUAUGAAACCUGCCAGAUGUCUUUUGGCACCGUAUAUAAAGACUUGUAGUUUCUAAAAUAAAUGAGUUCAAAAGCUUGA